Molecule: messenger RNA, 6218 nt
Organism: Falco peregrinus (peregrine falcon)
Lineage: Eukaryota; Metazoa; Chordata; Aves; Falconiformes; Falconidae
Gene: CBLN4
Product: cerebellin 4 precursor
Exons: 3
Coding region: 4499-5089 (196 amino acids)
Molecular function (GO): protein binding
Source: RefSeq, a predicted model, not a curated record
GCUCAUGGAGCUGGCUGCAGGACCAGCCCCAACAGCCCCCUUAUCAGCUUGGAAACUAUUGAUGGCAGGCUCUGGUCUCCAUGUAAGGGCUUGAUCCUUCGUCUGCAAGAAUUUAUUUUAACUGCCACCAUUACUCCCUGAAUUGUGAUUUGGUGCCAUGUCUGAAUGGCAAAAGAGACUUUAUCUACAGUAGCAUUGAGCGUGAUGCUUUACUUCUGAACACCCAAGAAUGCUAACGUUAUUGUAGAUUAUAUUAAGGAAGAAUUCAGUUUGUAUUUUCAGCACUCUUCCCUCCCAAAAUACACUUUCCCUGAUGGUCUCUAUUUUCCUUUCCUCUUCCCAGAGCAGAGAAAAUUUAUUAGGAUUUCCUCUGUGCUCGUGGGACUUGGCUGUUAAAUGGUGGUGGUUGUGUUGGAUUUUGCCUGUCCUGUUAUUCCGUUGCCUUCCCUCCAUCCUGCAAAUGGCUUAUUGCCAAGUCUUAUUCAUCUCUUGAAUUCAUAUUGUUAAUAAAUGUCAUCUGAAAUCUCAAUAUCAGUUCCCCUUCAGGGGAAAGAAUACUUUAUGGAAACAGAGUGCCUUUCAGUUCCAAGCAUGGAGUAAAAUUUCUGCUUGAGCAGAAAUUCUGAGGUUUCCACGAGGGAGGGAGCUCCUCCAUCCUCCGGUGUGCACCAGCUGCUGCAGGCAGGGGCCGGUGCUGCUGUACAGCCUCUGCUCGCUCCCGUGCCUUCAGCUCCGUAAAACCUGCUAAUUUUACCGAGCUAUAAUCAAGCCAGAAACACAUCAGUGAGUAGUACUCCAGAAUAUGUUUUAGACAUGGAAAAGAAAAUGAUGAAAUGAUGAAAAGGGUUUGUCCAUACCCUUUUGUAAAUAAGAAAAAAAAUGUCCCAAGUCAAAGGCACCAGGCUGGUGUCGGAGGUUUUCCCCUUCCAACACCACAGUUCAAAAGGUCUGUCAAAGAAAAUAGGAGUUUCAGACUGAAACCACCUAUGGGCACGUGCGCAGCAUAAGCGUGGGCAAAAUAGAGGGGUAUAAUCUGCUGCCGCCUUCGUGUUAUCUUUAUUAGCAGCCUCAUUUAAUUGGACUUCCUUCAGGUUAGGAUACUGCUGAUGUCAAAAUGCAAUGCCAUCUGCCAAAACAUUUUUGGGAAUUGUUGACAUUUCUGAAAAUGUUCUCUGUGCCGCAGGACAGAGUCCACUUCAAUCUCCUUUCAUAGGUGAUGAGAAGUAGGAUGUUAAUUGUUAAUGUAUCUUACGUUCCCUGUGCAGACUGGCAGGUAGUUCUAAGAGAAUUUUUGUUCUAUUUUUCUGUUUUUUCCAGAAUAGAUUGUAUGAGAUGAGGAGCACUUAGCUUUGGCAGACUCUGAUCUCAGAAGAAGGUUUGUAACUGCAUGCAGAAGAUGCGUGCAAAUUUGUUCCUAACUUGCAUUUAACUUUAUCGCAACUAAGCUCUGAAAUUAAGCAGCUGUGUUGACAAAUGGCUGUGAUCAGUGAGACACAUACUUAUGUAUUAAUUUGUUCACACAGCUAAAGUAACCUGCCGGCACAGAAAUGCAUGCAUGGCUCUGGGAGAGAAGCACAGGAGUGAGGGGUGCUUCUCCUCUUGACUUUGUUGCACUUCAGCGUCUGCUCUGCGCAAAGCAGGUCCUUAGAUACUCGAGUGAGAGAAGUGGAAUGGGAAAAUGGUGUUGCCAGGCCAGACUUAGCAGGUGCCUGCACCUGCAGAGAAGGAAAUAGGAAAGGCAACCUUUGAAAAAUCUGAUUCAGCUUAUAUCUUGUCUUGCUGAUCAGUUGGGUUUUUGAUGUUAGUUUCCUUUUUGAUGUUAGUUUCCUUUUUUUCAGUGUCUUCAUCUGAGUUUUGGUUAUUUUCUUGUUUUACCAUCCCCCCCCCCGAGACAACUGAUGUCAUUGUCCAGAACAAAAGGAAAUUAAAACCACAUGUUUGAAAUUAUUGUAAAGUUUUUAGUCUCUGAGAAAUGACUGAUCUUUCAAAAUUGUCAGCAGUUUCAAAUUUAUGUACGUUAUAAAUAUAUUUGCUGUUACUUGUGCAGUGUUAAAAGGCUAAUCAGCAGUGUGAGGAACAGAAGAGCUUUUAAGCACGGGAUCUUGAAAUAGUGUGGAAUUAGUUCUACAUUUAUAUGUAUUUACAAAAUAUUGUGGCACAGAAUCUUUUCCUGUUUUCAUACAGCUUUGUUUUGCAAGAGUCCUCCAGACAGGUGUUCCUAUGCAUUGGCGUAAACGUUUUAAACUGCAGAUCCAAGUUCUACAAAGCGACAGAGUUGUGCUGCAAGUAUUAUUUGCUUUAUUUCUUGUUUCCUUUUUCUUCAGUAAGUGGUGCUUUGCAGUCUGACUCUUUGUUGGUGUCACUGAAUAAGAUGAUGUUGAUGCAUUCCCAGAAAACAGUAAACUUUCAUUUUACCUUUUGUGGGACAAAGAGGAUUCCUUAAAAUUUGAGUCUGGCUUUCUGAAUUUUAAAGGGUAUUGUAUUUGUUGCUAGCUAAGAGGACUUUUGGCUGUUUUAUGGCUUCUCAAACACUGCUGAGUUCUGCAGACUUAAUGCUUCCCCCUCAGUUCUCCACAUCAACUGAGAAACAGUCCCAGCUCACGUUUGCCUGCAGAAAACCUUGGUGUUGACUGGAGGGUGGGUUUCGAUGCUUUUUAUUCCUCCUCUGAGUUUUCUGUUUCUUCUUUUAAUUUCUUUUGUCUGUUAGUGUCCAGAUUUAUGGCCAGCAUUUGUUAGUGCACGGAGCUGAGGUGCUGGGUGAGCUGUCUGUGUCCCAAGCCUUUUCCUCCACAGAACGGGAGGUGGCAAGAUGUGCCGGUGUUCACAGCUCCACAACCCAUCAGCACCUUUCCCAGCUGGGUUUGAAAGGUACAAGGGCUGCACGCAGAUAGCGAGGUGCCUCUGGGCAAGGAGUGGAUGAAUGAAGGCUGCUGGUGGUUAAUGGUUGACACGGGACAGAUGGGUUGCAAGGCUGUUAUAGGCACCAAAACCCUGUUGGAUUGAAAGGUAUCUAUCUAAAAAUCAUAUGCUCAAUUUCUUGCAAACUGUAGGCACUUUGUUGUUAGUUGGGAUGGAAAAUCAUUUAGCUGAUGCUGCUUCUGGGAGCACUGUAUCAUUUCUGCCGGUCCCUGAAGAAAGUUCAGGUUUUGCCAUGACACUGUUUCAAAUGGGACCAGGUGAUGCAGAAAAGAUCUUCUCGAGAAGUCAUCAUCAGCACCAAAACAGUCACAUUUUUAGUAAUCUUGAAAUAUGUGGGAGCACUAAGCUAAGGUACCCGCUCAGUCUCGCCAUCCUUUCAGCACACAUUAACAAAAGAAACUAAUACUAGGCAAUGUCUAAUCAAAACAUUACCAGGAGCUGCCAUUUGGCAGCACCACGAGGUGGUACCUGGCAACAUCAAUCCUCAAAGAGCAGUCAAUAAAGUCCUGUCAGUGAUGUGAGCGUCUGAGCGCUCGGCUUUGGGGAGGGCUGCUUCCCUCCCGGCUGCUGAUGGGGAGCCGGCGGCAGGGUGCAUGGGGCUGGGGUGUCAUGCCCAGAUGCAAGGCGCCGGACGGCUGUGCCCUGGGAGGCUCCUCCAGGUUUAGAUGGUGCCUUUCAGCGGGGCUGCAGCUCUUUCCGCUGCCUCCUUUGGAAAACGGGGGACGGACGUCUCAAUGUUUUCUUGCUCUCCCUUUGGCUUGCUAGCUGCUGAAAAAGUUGCCUGGGAAGACAGGCGUGCGUGUCUGCAUAGCAGGCGAUUCCAAGAGGAGGGUCUCCAGUAACGAAGCGUGGUGUCUGCUCAGCUAGGUGAGAGCUGGGCAGGUUUGUUAUGACAUAACUCUUUGGGGAGGGGGGGGGGGGGGGCUGUGGCAGAGGGGCGGGGGGGAAGAGAGCGAGCGAGCAGCGGAGCCCGCAGCACCCCGGCAGCGGGAUCACAGCGGAGCUGCAGCUCGGGGUCGGGUACCACCGCUCCGCGCUGCCGCUCGGAGCAUCCUGGAUCCGGCUCGAAGGGGAGAGCGCGCGGGCAGCGGCGAUCAUGGCAACGUCAGAUGGGUUUAUUUCUUCAUGACCUCUCUCUUCUCUCGCUCAUCAAUAAUUCACCUGAGGGCUUUCCCCCCCCACACACACCCUCCGCCUCCUCCUCGCUCUCUUUUUUGAUGCGGAGAGAGGGGAGAAAAGGGGGCAUCGGGGAGUGUGUGCGGUGCCGGGCAGCUUUUUGCGGCGUGGUUUAAAAGCUCGCGGAAGGACGCGGGGUAAAAGCACGACAGGAAAAACAAACCGGCACCGAGCGGCGAGGGGGGGGUGGGGGGUGGGGGGGGGCGGCGCGGGGGGGCGGCUGCCCGCAGGACCCCCGACUUCGGGCGCCGCGUUACCGGGCGGCGCGGGCGUGCGCGCGGGGGUGUGCGCGCCCGUGUGCGGAGCGGCUGCGGCUGCUGCCGGCGCUGCCUCCCGCUGCGGCGCGGCGCGGUGGCCGGAGCGGGGCGCGGAGCGGCGGCGCGGGCGGCCGCGGGUGCGGACCAUGGGCUGGCGGCUGCUGCCCGCCGUGCUGCUGGCCCUGGCGCUGGGCGGCCCCGCGGCGUGGGCGCAGAACGACACGGAGCCCAUCGUCCUGGAGGGCAAGUGCCUGGUGGUCUGCGACUCCAACCCGGCCACCGACGCCAAGGGCUCGUCCUCCUCCCCCCUGGGCAUCUCCGUGCGGGCGGCCAACUCCAAGGUCGCCUUCUCGGCCGUGAGGAGCACCAACCACGAGCCCUCCGAGAUGAGCAACAAGACGCGCAUCAUCUACUUCGACCAGAUCCUAGUAAAUGUGGGCAAUUUUUUCACAUUGGAGUCUGUCUUUGUAGCACCAAGGAAAGGAAUUUACAGUUUCAGUUUCCACGUAAUUAAAGUCUAUCAGAGUCAAACAAUUCAGGUUAAUUUGAUGCUAAAUGGAAAGCCAGUCAUUUCUGCUUUUGCUGGGGACAAGGAUGUCACACGUGAGGCUGCCACUAAUGGAGUCCUACUCUAUCUAGACAAGGAGGAUAAGGUUUACCUGAAAUUGGAGAAAGGUAAUCUGGUCGGUGGAUGGCAGUAUUCUACGUUUUCUGGCUUUCUGGUCUUUCCCCUGUAAAGUCAAUUUUCCUGUGACAUUCAUCCAGGUGUGGACUCAUCAUUGCCUCUGUUACAUGAAGAUCAUUUUAUCAUCAUGGGAUUGAUGUUUCUUGAUUGGUUUUUCAUGGGUGAAUAUGGAUUCUCUUUAUGGAUUUUGGCCCCAUCUGAACUACUCAGAAGUUUCACAGAAUUUUGUGUGUUUAAAUACAAUAAAUUUGGAUUGAGACUAAAGCAGACGAUAGAUAUCUAUGCUUAAUGUUAUGGUCUAAAGCUGCCCGCAAGAUUUAUUCCGAUUUCAUUUGCUGGACUUACUGGAUUCAUGGGAGAAAUGGAUUUUCUUUAAUUGUGGAAAGACUGGCAACCAGGUCUAUGAUUUAGGAGAGUUUGAGUUCAGACUUCAAUCAAGAGUUAGUGUGUUGCUGCCAAAGAACUGUAUAUUGAUAUAUUGGUCAUACAUGUUUUUGUCAUUGGGACUUAACUGACAUGAUCUGUUCCAUUGUCUUGAGAAAGGUAAUUAUUAUUGAUAAGUGGUUGACUUUAAUUCUCCUCUGCGUGUAGUGUGUUGGAUGGUUCACCCAUAUAUUUAUGCUCUGUCACCAGUCACAAUCAAGUCUAGCCUACGUAAAGCUAAGAGGUUAUGAUUGUAUUUUAGUUGGAUAUGUAAGGUAUUCCUCUUUUCCACGUGCUGUUUUCUAAAAAGGAGAGCAGAUUAUAACCGUUAGGAAAAAUAUUCUUACCAGGGUUAAAGGUGAUCAUUCAGGUGCAACUUUGUGAAACAGAUUUGCCCUGCAGGAAAUCUCACACUCGUUCUUCAAUUUUAAUUAACAUGAUUGAUAAUAACUGCUUUAUUAAAACCUAAGGGAUUCCUUCCUUAGACACAACCACUUUAUUAGCUGGAGAUGAGAUCCCCUUGUUUGUAAUUACGUCUAUUUUUCAAACCUUCUGUUGUGUUAAAGGUAUCAUCUGGUUUUGCCUUAACUUCACAACUGUAUAUAAUUUUAGAUCUUAUGUUUAAAACAAAUAUUAAAUCCAAAUAGCUGGUACCUAACUUGGUGCAAUAUCUACAUUUUUUUUGUACAGGUCAUAUGAAUUCAUAAACUUAUUUAUUAUAUCAUUGUUACACAAUAAAGAUUAAUAUAUGUUAGCUG